Molecule: messenger RNA, 5426 nt
Organism: Cygnus olor (mute swan)
Lineage: Eukaryota; Metazoa; Chordata; Aves; Anseriformes; Anatidae
Gene: ZC2HC1C
Product: zinc finger C2HC-type containing 1C
Exons: 2
Coding region: 185-1672 (495 amino acids)
Source: RefSeq, a predicted model, not a curated record
CGACCAUAGAGGCGAGGUCCUCCAGCGGGCAGAGCGGCCCCUCGCGCGCCGUCUCCAGGCAACGGCCGCCAACACCGCGCGGCGGGGCCGGGCCCGGCCCUGUCAGCGCCCCCCCGGCCCUGUCACAGCCCCGCCGCCGCCUCAGGGGGGCUCGGGACGGGAGCCCCCGGCCCCGGGGCGCUGCAUGGCCCAGCUGCAGGUGGCCGCUCAGCUCCCCGUGACAGAGCGGUGCGGUCCCCAGCUCCCCCAGCCCCGGCUGGAGCAGCCGGGGAGCGGCUGCGGGGAUCCGACACGGGGCCUGAGGGAUCCCCGCGCCCCAGAGGGCCGGAGCCGCUCGUACCGUGUGUCCGCGGAGGGCGGCCAGCACGGCUCCAGGCACGGGGGCUUCUCCUCAGCGGGGCCGCAGGGCAGGCGUGUGACCGGCCAGGCCAAGGCGCUGCCCUCCAAAUCCGCAGCCAGGCGGAAGGAAGGAGUGGACCGCUCGUACCCUCUGAAACCACUCCUGCGCCUCAGCGCUGCGAGUGUGCCAGCAGCCAACGCGGGACAGCCCAGCAGCUCCCCGUACAUGGAGGAAUUGCCAAACGGUAGGGCUGGCUCGAAGAGCAAAGGGAAGGCUCCGGCAGGGAGGUCUCAGCCAGCUGCUGUGCUCCCUGCUUGGACAGCAGAGCCUAAGCAGCCGGCCUCCCAUCUGCACAGGAGGGAGCUGGCUUACAUCCUGAGGCUGGAGGCAGACGGACAGAACCUGGAGGAGGAAAUCCGAAAGAAGGAGGCCCUCCUCAGAGAGAAGCUGAGGAGAACAAAAGAGGAGCUCAGGAGGAUCCAAAGAGAGAAGGAGCUCGUGGAGGCAGAGGAGAGAAGAGCCAGAGGUGUGGAGAGGACCCGUGUGCGGAAGGCUGUGAGGCACCCUGAAGAGAAAACUGUACGAGUUACAGCCAGGACGGGUGAUGGGGACUGUAGUGGGGUGCAGUCUGCAGAGGUCACUGUCCCCAGGCCCAGCACCACGCUCCAUCCCCAAGAGCUGGCGAUGGGGAAGCUCAAGAAGGAACGACUGGUGGCCAGCAACAACAAAAUUCGAGACCGUGUACCCGUGGAGGGUUUAGCCUCCUUUUCAGAGCCGGCCUCAAAGCCCAGCCCUCCUCCCUCCACCCUCCCAGACCAUGAUUACGGUGAGCACCUGCCUGCAGAGGUGCUGUAUGCGCAGGCUGCCAGCGCUGCGGAGCACGGGGAGCUUGGGCAAUGCAGCUUCUGCGGACGCAAGUUUCUCUGCAGCAGGCUCAAGAAGCACACGAGUAUCUGCGGCAAGAGCCAAGGCUCCAAGAGGAAGGUGUUUGACUCCAGCAAGGCCAGAGCUAGGGGCACGGAGCUGGAGGAGUAUCAGCAGUGGAGGAGCUCAGAGAGGCCUCAGAAUGAGCCACCCAGGAGGAACAACUGGCGGCGGAAGCACGAGGUCUUCAUCCAGACCCUGCGCCAGGCCCGGCAGGUGCAGCAGGUGCUCUCCAAGGGCGGGAAGGCGUCCGACCUGCCGCCGCUGCCCCCCAUUGAAAAUCCAGACUACGUGGCCUGCCCCUACUGCAGACGCCGCUUUGCGCCCCAGGUAGCUGAGAGACACGUUCCCAAAUGCAAAACCAUCAAGAGCAGGCCCCCGUCCCCGCCGCAGAGGAGACGCUGCUGAGGCAGCAGCCAGCUCUGCCUGCUGCUGCAGUUCCCUGCACACUCGCUCCUGUUCCCAACGCCAGCUGCGAGCGGUGAGCUGUAAUUUACAGCGAGCAAACGGCUCAGGACACAUAAGCAGAGUAUUAAAGUUUCUGUACUUUGACCUGUGCUGGGUUGUGCCACUUGUGGUGCCCCGCUGAGGGCCUGCGCCCCCCCCAUCCAGCCAUCUCAGCAGGAAGACAGCGUAGGUGUAAGGAUGUCACUGCAGAGAAGAAAGGGUGUUGCUACGAGCUAUCCCAGGACAGCAACGAGGAGCAAGCCAGCCAUCAGAAAGGGUCUGUUCUUCACAUUUUCUUUUUAUGUAGGCUACAGAGGCUUGGCUCUUUUCUUACUUGAAAAUAGCUGCCCUCCUUUAGCUUGUCAGUGUCUGCACACUGUUAUUUUCCUUCCACAAAAGCAAGAAGUGCAGCGGAUGAGACAAACAGCCGGGCCAAAGAGAGCAUCUGCCUCUCAUUUCGGUGCUCUGUAGGUGCAGCUAAUCGCCCCUGAGCACGCCAACAGUGACACGGGUUCUGGCUGCCACACUGUUUCUGUUGCAAUUACCUACCAGAGACAGGGGUGUGAGGAGUUGCUUAGUUUUGGCCAUAGAACACGCUCCACAUUCAAUACUAGCUGGUAUUUAGACAGAGCCUUUGGAAAAGUCCUGCUGAGGGAGGAGAGGGGCUAUGUGAGCAGUUUGAAAGCAGCCUACACACUGCUGCAUUUCACCGCCCUCGUCUGUUAGACAACAGGAUCCAAAGCUGCUUGUUGGCCAUUUCUCGUGCUCUGUCCCAUUUGUUGCAGCCCUGGGCAGUUGAAUAAUGAAAGUUAUGGAGGUGGGCUGAUUGCAUUCUUGUUCUGCUCAAGCCCAAGAAUUUUAUUUAGAUUUGUAUUUCGUUCAGAUUGUUAUUUCUGAAAUGCCAGUGCCAAUCCUGGGCCCAUUUCUUGCCAGCAGUAGCACACCGCCACUAUCAGUCGGAGGUCGACUGAUGACGUUAUUUGAAGCAGGACCACCAGGAGGUGGGGAUACCAUUAAAUGCUUCCUCAGCACGUGAACCUCAGGCUGAGGAAUUCCUGGGGGUAGACGAGCCAGCAGGAGCAGGCACUUACUGCCCAAGCCUGUGUGCUGGUUCCUGUGCGUGGGGCAGCAGCGGUGCUCAGAGCUGGCCGGGCCGCAGAACACUCAUCCCAAAGUGCUUGCUUACCACGUACAAUAAUGGGCUCAGAAAGGGGAAAGGGCAGAAGAAGAAGCAAAGAAUAGCGCCACACGAGAUCAAAAAUAGGCGAUGAAUAAGCUUAGUCUGGAAGUUAGGUUUCCAACCAGGAGAGGAGUGAGGUCAUGGAAAAUCCUUCCAAAUAGAUUGGAGCGAGGGCAAGGAACCUACAUUGUUUCACGGGACUUCGGGAAGAUCACGGAGGGGACCGUGCUGCAUCAGCUAGAAAAGAAGAACCGUGAUACAGAGCAUUUGUGCCUCUCUCUGGGCUUGUGGCAAAAAGUACAAAUAGCAGAUCAGCGACAGCUCCACGCCUCAGUGCAUCACUUUCAGGAGCUGAGAAGGAAUUUCCUUUUCACAGCCACCUCCACCCAGUUCCUAACAUGGCCUCUGAUUGUUUCCCAUCCAAAACGUUUAACAGCAGCUACGGCUAAAAAAUCAGGUAAAAUAAAACAACCACGCAGUACACGGAAGAAUUUCACAUCAGAACCCUUGUUAGCUGUUGCACUAAUGUUCAGAGCUAAAUCAACAAGUAGAUUUAAUAUCAAAAAAGAUGGAGAUUUCCUGCAGGCAGAGGCGGCAGGGACCUCCAGCACGCAGGGCUUUCACCUUUCCUCAACUCAUCUGCUUGUUUUCACCUUGGUUGUUGCAAUAGUAGGGAAUUAGGACAAAAGUACGCCCCUUCUCUUGCUUUCUUCUUGAGGUACAGGAUAGUUCCUGGUGGUUUUGGGUUUAUGCUGAAUGUCUUAGUUUGUCACACACUAUUAAAGGGUCUUUUCUGGGGAGAUGGAUGUCCUAUAGACCCUCGCAGAGAUGCAUCUGCUCUAAGCUGGCAACGGUUGCUGCCCAUUUCUAAGUCAGUUAUUUUUCCAGCUUCUGAUUUUUGGACUAGUUCUAAUAUUAGACUAGUUCUGUUGUGUAAAAAGUUGUUUUAAACGGUCACAGAGUGCUUUUUGUUCUCGAAGUAAGAAUGACUACUUUGUAUGAGAAAGUUGCAACAGGAAGCAAAGAACAACAACAACAAAAUCCAGCGGCUCCUUUUGCAAGUCGCUCAGUAAUGCAGUGCCAGCUCACAGGAGUCAAAAAAAAAAAAAAAACCAAAGAUAAAAAGCAACCAGAUUGAACUGGAUUAGUGAAAAGCUGAACACGAAGAAACACUCCAGCCUGCAGUGGGUGGACCAGAUUCCUGAAAGAAGUUGGAGUGCUUCUGCCCUAUAGAUAUGUGGGCAGAGAUCCCAAUCCCGUGGCACACCCUAGAAAAACACGAAGGUCCCAGAAAGGGUCAGUGCUGCACUGUCAGCCAGGUAUGGUAAGAACGUACAAACCCAGAGAGGAGAGACGGAAAACAAGGGAAAAGAAGUCACUGUAUCCAAACUGAACAGAAAAGCGAAACCAAUGCCUUAAUUUCAAACCUUGUUAACACGGGGUAAUACAGGAUAGCAGGAGGUGACAAGGAAAGAGGCAGGAAAGGGAAAAACUUGAAGAUUUAUGCCCACUUUAUUGAAUUAAUGAAAAAUUUAACUGAAUUAAAGAGUAGUUAAGAAAUUCAGUACUACUGCCUGUCUUGUACUAUUGACUCCAUUUCCCUUGCACUGUUUUUUUGACCGUUUAGUGGAUUUUAAGUCAGCAGAAUGCACAUGGUCACUGAGGUAGGUACAUACAACACGGCUUUGGAUACUGUUAAAAUAAAUCCAUCUGUUGCAGACUUCCCUUAAGUGACAGGCAAGCAGCUAAUGCUGGGGUUGGAACUGUAGAUUAACUCAGAUACCACUCGGGAUAUUUUAUUCAAGCUGGCUCAGUUUCCUCUUCUGCUGCUGUAAAAUCCCUCUCAGAGACGUGCUGCAUUUUCACUUGCUGAUUCUCUCCAGCGCCCAAGUCUCUAAAGCAGCUCUGCCACCCAAUUUACUAAAAACCCUCUCAAGGAAUUUCACAAUUUACUAAAAACCCUGGUAAAAAGCUAGAGCCAGACGUUAAACACAGCGUGCAGUUUGCUGAGCAGGUGUCGGGCAGGUUCUCACCUUCGCAGACCGUAACGCUCAGUAGAAGCUGUUCAAGAGAAACAGGUGCUUCUUCCCUGUGAGCCUCUCUUCCUGUUACUCAUUUCCCGCUUGGCACUGAGACUGUUGAAAAACCACACACAAAGGCCCCCUGACGUCACCAGGAGGAGAUGCAGCAGUCAAAGAAAAGAGCCUUUUCUUGUUGUUGUUUUGUUUCGAAGGGACACAGAACCUGACAUUUUUUUCCCAUAGCAAAGAACCUGCAAGCCCCUUGGCACUCUAAGAAAAAAAAAAUAUCAGACAACGCCUUGAAUCCAUCUGAUCAUAUACGAAGCAUUUCCCCUUCCCCCCCUGAAAAAAAAAUCAGAACACGGGAGAAUGAGUUUAAACAUUUAUUUAAACAGAAACUCCAAACCACUCCACCCUUUAACCUUUCAAAAAAAAAAAAAGACAACGACAAACUAGUUUUCAGCCAGAGUGUCAGAGCAGGCAUAAGUUGUGUUCCACUAUAACAACUCAGCAG